Messenger RNA from Zingiber officinale, 1848 nucleotides. RefSeq names its product histone acetyltransferase GCN5-like. The transcript has 11 exons. Bases 82 to 1515 code for a protein of 477 amino acids. Gene Ontology annotation, molecular function: histone H3 acetyltransferase activity; protein binding. Gene Ontology annotation, cellular component: histone acetyltransferase complex. NCBI's taxonomy places the organism in Eukaryota, Viridiplantae, Streptophyta, Magnoliopsida, Zingiberales, Zingiberaceae. Gene Ontology annotation, biological process: chromatin remodeling; positive regulation of transcription by RNA polymerase II. The record is from RefSeq and is a predicted model, not a curated record.
GGGUCAAUCAACUGACUUCCAAAUAUACCCCUCCCUCUUCGGCCUGCCCUUCCCUUCGUCGUCCGCGAAACCCUAGAGCAGAUGGACGGCCACUCCGCCCCCGUCCGCUCCCAGUCCGCGUCACCGUCGCACUCUGCCUCCGCCUCCAGCUCCGUCCAUCACAAGCGCAAGUUUGCCGGUGGCGCUUCCGCCGCAGCUCCUGCUCCUGCCCCCUUUUCCCUAUCCGACACCGGUGCCCUCACCUCCAACGAUGACCUUGAUAGUGUCAGCGCGAGGGAGGAGGAAGACGAUUCCGAGGAGGAGGCUGACGAGGAGGAAGAGGAGGAGGAAGAAGACAAUGACUCGAUGCGUGUCUUCACAGCUGCCCGCCUCGAGAAUGCUUCGGCCCCUUCCGGACUCGGAAGUAUUAGAAGCACCAAGCCCCCAAAAACCGAGAACCCGACAGUCAAGAUUGAACCUGCAGGUGCUGGGAUGCAGUCUUCGGGCAGUAAAGAUGACCGUGGGACGGUCGGCCAAUUGGCCCAGCAAAACAUCUCCACUGUGAAUUCAAUCCCUGGUAUCAUUGUUAAGGAGGAGGUGAAGAGUAUAUUUACUGAGAAUAUACAGACCAGUGGGGCUUAUAUUGCUAGAGAGGAAGGACUGAAGAGGGAGGAAGAUGCCGUGAGGCUCAAAUUUUUGUGCUAUGCGAAUGAUGGUGUUGAUGAACAUAUGAUUUGGUUGAUAGGAUUGAAGAAUAUCUUUGCAAGGCAACUUCCUAAUAUGCCUAAGGAGUACAUUGUUCGUCUUGUUAUGGAUAGAAGCCACAAAUCAAUGAUGGUUAUCCGACAUAAUCAAGUAGUUGGUGGAAUUACUUAUCGGCCAUAUGCCAGCCAGAGAUUCGGGGAGAUAGCUUUUUGUGCAAUCACAUCAGAUGAGCAAGUUAAAGGAUAUGGCACAAGACUCAUGAACCACUUAAAACAGCAUGCUCGAGAUGUUGACGGGCUAACUCAUUUUCUAACAUAUGCUGAUAAUAAUGCAGUUGGCUAUUUUGUGAAGCAGGUGGCAUCCAUCGAGCCUUCUACAUUUCAUGGUUUUACAAAGGAGAUCACCUUGGAGAAAGAAAGAUGGCAUGGGUACAUAAAGGAUUAUGAUGGAGGCAUUUUGAUGGAAUGCAAAAUUGAUCUGAAGCUUCCAUACACUGAUCUAGCUACCAUGAUUAGGCGACAAAGACAGGCAAUAGACGAGAAGAUUCGGGAGCUUUCAAAUUGUCACAUUGUUUAUCAAGGAAUUGAUUUUCAGAAGAAAGAAGCAGGUAUUCCUAAAAAUCCAAUUAAAGUUGAGGACAUUCCUGGUCUCAAGGAUGCUGGUUGGACUCCAGACCAAUGGGGCCACUCAAAAUUUAGGACAACAAAUGCUUCAGAGCGCCAGCAGCUUAAUAAUUUCAUGCGAAAUCUUCUAAAGAGUGAAUCUAAAUUCAUGGACCAUGCUGGGAAAUCAGCGAGGAUAACGGGUCUGUUAUGCUGUAGCACAUGCUAGAUGUGCCCAUUCUUCUUUUAGGAUCUGAUAUAUUUACAGUUGAAACUAUCAGUGCAGUCAUGGUUUAUAGCAUUGCAUCUUUAGCAAGUUAAUGGUUUGAUAAAUAUCAAGAAGGUUGCACUACAUGUACGAAUGACAUUAUCCCUUAAAAGGAAAAUCCUUCACCUAUACUGAAUGAGAUUUCUUAUUUGUUGAAUUUAUGCAAAACAUUAUUGUUGGAAUUUGUUCAGUUGUAUUAGUCUAUCAAAAGAAUUAUUAAUUACAUUGGACUCUACUCGCUGAACUUUUUGUGUCUCUACCUUUUUCUGUUGAUGGAAAGAAUUACUGGAAAUU